Penaeus monodon (black tiger shrimp) is the source of this 2223-nucleotide messenger RNA. RefSeq names its product fatty acyl-CoA hydrolase precursor, medium chain-like. The record is from RefSeq and is a predicted model, not a curated record. Lineage: Eukaryota; Metazoa; Arthropoda; Malacostraca; Decapoda; Penaeidae.
CACUCGAACAGCGGCGGCGGAGCAUUCCGGUCAGCUGCCGAAAAAGCGUCGCUCGCCUUUUUUUUCCUCGACGCUGCUCUCUCGCUUGUCUCUGUGUUCUUUUUCAUUUAAAUUCUACUUCGGUUCGUUGGUUAAGAUGUUCGGCCAAUGGAGUGUUUGGGUGCUCGUCCUCGCUGGACUGGCUCUGGCUUCGGCUCGGAAACCCCCGCUGGAUUUGGCUCAACGCGUAUCUGAGGAUUUACCAAGACCUACUGUGGAUUUCGGUCUGACUGGAAUUGAUAUGACAGAGCAAUGGAAAAAGUACACCCUCCCGAAAGCCGAAAAUCCGUCGCUCGUUCACCAGAGCCUGAACGGCGCCGCCAACCCCACCACCGUCUCGGGGAUAAAGAUGAGCACCAUAAAGGGAAAGGAAGUGAACGCUUUCCUCGGCAUCAAAUAUGGCCGUGCGCCGGAGGGCAAUCUCAGGUUCAAGAAAACGGAACCGGCUGGUGUAUACUGGACAGGGGAUACUUUAGACGCAACUCACUUGGGCGAGAAAUGUCCCCAGAAGUCCAUGCUGGGUCACAUUCCCUCUGGCAGCGAGGACUGUCUCAAUCUCAACGUUUUUACACCUUAUCUCCCGGGAGAGAACGCAGAGCCUUUGCCUGUGAUGAUGUUCAUCCACGGAGGCGCCUUCAUCUCCGGCGACUCAUCCCUGUACAUGCCCACCAAACUCCUCGACCAAGAUGUGAUUCUCGUGGUCAUCCACUACCGGUUGGGAACCUUAGGCUUCUUCUGCUUGAAUACCGAAGAUGCUCCUGGAAACGCAGCGCUGUGGGACCAGAUUGAAGCUAUGAAAUGGUCUCGCGCAGGACUCUUCCACCGGGUCAUUGGCGAGAGCGGGUCGGCUCUCGAGCACUGGUCCCAUGACCCGGACCCGGUCGUAUCCGCUGAACUCCUCGGAGCAGCCAACGGGUGCCCGACAGACGACCACGCUGCCCUGUACGACUGCAUGAUGGGUGUGUCGGCCGACGACCUGGCAAUGACUAUGGAUCGGUUCGUGUCCGACGAUCGUCAGCGGGGCGAGAUGGGUUUCCGCGGCGCCGCCCCCGUCACGCAGGUGGAGGGCCUUGCGGGUUCGCUGGUGACGAAGCUUCCUGAGGAGUACUACGCCGACGGGGAUGUGGCCGACGUCCCUCUCAUGAUCGGGGCCAACAAACACGAGGGGUCCUUCGUGCUGGGGAUUAUGUACACUGCUUACCGUCCCAAUGAGUAUAUGGAGGAUGAUGUGUAUAAGCGAGAACAGAUGCUGACCGACCUUCUCAACGCAUUCGGCGUGACGGACCAGACGCACGGGAUGGCGGAAUCGAUCGAGGAUGCUUACCUCAUGGGCGUCGUGUCGCGACUUCGACGCGGGUUGGGAUCUCGACGUCGUAUGGCCGGGGUGUUCUUCCUGAAGGCGGGGGCGUGGCGGACGGCCAAGCUCCACGCCAACGGCACCUCGGCGGGCACCUUCGUGUACUCCUUCGACUACGAAUCCGACGACAGCAUGUUCCGGUGGCUCUUCAUGGGAUACGAGGGCAUGCCUUUCAGACCAGGUGUGACUCACGCUGAUGACCUAAUGUACCUCUUCUCUCUGCCCGCUGACCUUGACACCGAGGAACAGCUGCGGGUCAAGGAUUACAUGGUGACACUGUGGACCAAUUUCGCUAUUUAUGGUAAACAGAAUUAUAUUCUGAUCCGGGAUACGGCCGUGGAAAAUGAAUAUUCUGAGAGGUGGCACAUUGCCAUGCAGGAGGACGGGCCCACCUCGCCCACCUCGCCCACCCCAGGCAUGACCUCGGCCCCUGGACCCACCCAGGAGGAGUACGACGCCCUGGCCAGAGAAAGCCAAGCCUACAUGAUCUCUAUGAUUACCUUCGUCGUCGCCUCCGUCGGCUUAGCUGGCUUGAGUUUCUUCUUCUUCAAGAAAAAUAGAUAAAAAAGGAGAAAACAAGAAUGUUGAUAAUGUUUAAGCAAAUUGUGCUGUAACUGCUGUAUCUAAGUGUAUGUUAUUUUGCUGAUAGGAAGCGGUUAUGUGCUCUUAUUUUUAUGGUAAGGCUGGCCCGUUUAUGGUAAGGCCCGUUUCAUCGUCUGUUUGUUAUUGUUUGUUAUUAGUAUUUGUGAUUGACGGCGUCUUCUGGUUAUUUUGAACAACGACCUCAUUAAUACUGUUCAUAACAAUAAAGUUUGUGAUUAGAAUUA